Chara braunii is the source of this 7159-nucleotide messenger RNA. Lineage: Eukaryota; Viridiplantae; Streptophyta; Charophyceae; Charales; Characeae. The record is from the annotation of a GenBank genome assembly.
GGCGUUAAACACAUGCAAACAGAUUCGCUUACGCCAAUUCAAGCACUUGAGAAUGUACUGAUUCAUGGCAAUCGUCAAGGGUUCCGGGAAAAGGCUCAAUCUUGAGGAAACCAUGUCAACGAAAUGCGGCCAGACGAUGACGAGGAAGACUUUGCGGUUCCAAAUGCCCUCCCGAAGCUGAUGCCUGGUGAUGAUAUCCCUGAUAGCAUUGCGCAGGCCAGUGAACAGCCGUACUUCAUUCCAGACAAGGUGCCAGAAACGACGUCUGACAAGUGGGGGCAUCACAUUUUGUGGCAUAUGGACCUAUUCGAGCCAUGCAUUAUACAGGGGAAGUGGAUGAUGGCAGUCCAUCUAACAAAAGGAUGGAAAGUCAGAGCCAGACUGGAUGAAGCCUCGUGGCUGAAAUUGGCGAAGAGCGAAAUCGUAUUUCGUGUUAGGAAAGAAAAUGACGGAGCGGACGAAGCAGCUAUUGAGGAAAAGGCUCGAUUGCUAUUCGAAUGUCUUCACUCCAAAAACCGACUGGAAUAUAAACACGGAUUCUCUGACUUGGAGUCAAGUCGGUCAUACAAGAGCAUCAACUGGAAGAUCGAUCUUCCCCAAGCUGGCCAUGGCGUUGAGACAAUCCGGUUGGGAUGCUCACAGAUUGGGGGGGAGUCGAACACGCAGUUUGCAACGAGUGUUGGGGAAGCGAUGAGUCAGACAGCCAGCAAGAUAAUGGAGGCGACCGAGGUUCCACGGAAUGUCGACAAAGUGGCAUCGAACGUUACAUCGUACGGACCUCCUCUAAUAACGCAGGCGGGAAACGAGUGUGCAUCGCAGAUGGCGAGCCCCACUCCUUCCGGGAGUGGGGCUAUUGCAAAUGAAAUGCAACAAGGUGGGUAUGCACAACGUGCAAGUGAGGUGCAAAAUGAUUUCGAUGAGAUGAUGAAACUGCUAGAUGAGACAGAGAAGGAGGAGACGAGGAAGGUCGAGGGACCAACCACGUCGAAGUCGGUGAUUAAUUGCAUUUCGUUGAGUGAUGAAGGGAUAGACGGAGUUGUGGAGGGGCGUGAUGACAAUGACGAUGCAAGGGCAAAAGUCGAUGAACAGCGGCAAGGGGAUGACGAAGGACGACCUGCAAGACGGUCGACAAGAGAAGUAAAGAAAAAACAUCCAAUUAAUGUGCUGCCUCUGGUGCUGCUCGUCGUUGUGCUGCUAGUCAUCGUUGUCAUUUUGAACGUCUGUUUUGUCGGGCGUGGUCGUCGUCGAAGAUUGACGCCGCGAUCGUCGAAGAAGGCAUCGACGAAGAUGAACAACGUCCACAAGAAGACGGCGGCUUCCAGGGCGGGGGGGGUGUCGUCAACAAUGCGUCUGUCGUGUGCGGAAGGAGGCAGGCGGCCAUACGACCCCGCGAUCGGAAAUGAAGACGGUGCGAACGACCAUGAUGAAGAAGACGAGGACGGCGAAAUGGACAUCCGUCUAGUCGGGAUGAAACGGGGAGUGCGGUCUGCCCCAAAGAAGUGUAGUGAAGCGCGCGCACGGAGGAAGGGAAAGAAGGGUGCAGAAGACACGUCGGCAGGCGAGGGAAGUAAGAGCAGAGAGUUUUGGUCGGUCGAGCAUAUGAUCGCUCUCGUCCGAGCUAAAUGUGACCAGGACGUGCAUCUCGCGGGCCUUGGACACAACUACGGGCGGAUGAAAUCACGAACGUGGAAGUGGGAUGACGUGGGGAAGAGGCUAGUGAAGGCCGGGGUGACAACCAGGAUGGCCGACGACUGCGGGAAGAAAUGGGACAACCUCUAUCAGCAGUUCAAAUGCGUUCAUAAAUUCAUGGGUUUGUCCGGGAAAGAGAAUUUCUUCACUUUAACGCCUGCGCAAUGGAGGGAGAAAGACUUCGACUUCCGAAUGGAUGAGCGUGUGUACUGGGAGAUGGAGGCCAUGACAAAGGCAGAUCACACCGUCCAUCCAGCCAACCUGGUGGACACGGGAGCGGCGGGGGGUGUCCAGAUGUGCGGUUCUGCGGCUGGACGGCAAGAGUCGGUGCCUAGCGAGGGGGAUCUGGCUGCUCCUUCGCAGUUUUUGCAAGGGGGAGCAUCGGCGCCGGUGAGGAGAAGCACUGCUGACGUGGCACUGCUGACGUGGCACUGUGAUGUCGCACUGCUGACAUGGCACUGUGACGUGGCACUGCUGACGUGGCACUGUGAAAAACCGGGGAUGCAGGCAAAGGGUUUGGUGGGAGGGAAAACGCAGAUUGACAGUCUGAAGAUAGAGCUGGUGAAUCUUCGUUCGAAAUGCCGGCAGCUGGAGAAUGAGACCAAUCUAUCACAGAUGUCCGAUCGGGAGGGGAAUGCGGUGAUCCAGAGCGCGGAUGAUGUUCAAAACAUCUAUUUCCCCAGUAACAAAGUUCACUUGGAGAUGGUGGGACUGGGUUUGGAGGAAAAUGGGGUUGGAGGUCCCCUGGCCUUGGUCCUGGCAAGCGACUCUUGCCGGGCAGUGGCCACCCCCAUUGGAACUGAUGGCCCUUGGGGAGAACAUGUUCAGGGUGGGAAGACGGGCGGUGCUGUGGGCACUAUGGUGGCAAAGAUGCCUCGUUGCAAUCGAGAAGGUGCGGAUAUCCAGGGGAGCCAGACGAAAGCCGCACAACACUUCACGAUCAAGAACAAUUGCCCCAAAAUCUCCGUGGAGCAGAUGGCGGAGAUAUGGAACAAGACAAAGUACGCGUUCGAUCCAAGCCAUGCACGRAAGAUCRUGGACUUUCUGAAGUCUYGUGGGUUGCGAGACAAKARAUGURKAUCGGGGAGGGAGYCGGCGGGGAAUGAGGAGUUUGAGGACAGCGAGGAGGAGAGGAGGGCGGUCGAGGGUGGAGAUGAUGAUGGUGAGAGUGAUGCAGAGGACAUGGAGGUGCGGCGAGAGGUGGAGCGCGCCUGGGGAAAGCUGAGGAAGGAGAAGGCCGUUGACGAGGACAACACCCCUGACGAGGACGCCGCCGCCGACGACGACGAUGAGGGAGCAUACCUUGGGGCCUCUCUGGAUGGGGGGUUAAUGGGCGAUGGUCGUCGUGGCCAAGAGGGGGCAGCUAGGGCGAUGAAGGAGGCUGCGGGAUCGAAGAAGAGAAAGAGGAAGGCGAAGAUGACUACCACUGAGGCGAGAUCAACACCUUCUGAGCCCAAAAAGAGCAGAGUUCUUCGACAGACGUCCAUGCUGGAGACCUUCGAUCCAGUGUGGCAACGAGAAUUCUCGGACUCCGUCCUGCAGUGGUGGUACGUGAGCGGCAUCCCAUUCAAGGCGGUGAGGAGGCCAGAGUAUCAUAGGAUGAGGAAGAAGUUGCUCGAGUGUACGCCGUAUGCACAUCCGGCAUUACCCACGCACCGUGUCAUUUCGUGCGAAGGCAUCCCUCAGCAGCAGCGAGUUGUGGCGGACAUGGUGGCGGCCAUCCGCAGGGACAUUGAGGCGACGGGAGCGACCAUCCUCACGGAUGGUCGCAAGUCCAUCACGAGCGACCAGAUAGUCAACUUCCUUGCUGCUGGUCCCAUGGGCGCGGAGCUUGUGUACCCUGUGCAGACGAGGUUUGCCACCCACUACUUGAUGCUGGAGAGGCUGUUGGAUCGUCGCAGAGCGUUGGAGGCGUUGAUGAUGAGCGACGAUUGGUUGCGGACUGCAUGGAGGAGGUCCAUUUUUCUGCAGGCCAGAUGGGUGCGUCAUCAGGUGCGGUACGCGCCAUUCUGGGAGCACGUGGAGGACAUCGUGGCGCUCAUGAUGCCUGUGAUGAAGUUGCUACGGUGUCUGGACAAGGACGAGCUCCACAUCGUUGUUCAGGCUUGUCAGGUGCGGGUCGCUCAUUUGUUGGAGCCCGCACAUUGCAUGGCCCACCUCCUCAAUCCGCGGCAGAGGAGCAUUACUUUUUUUGGAGUGGCGAGGCGUACCGACCACGAGCGGAUACUGGCAGAUGAGUUGUUGCGAUACCUUCGCCACCAGACUGGUGGUGACGAGGAUUUGUAUCAGACGUUGCGCACGGAGCUGGUGGAGUUUCAUUCUCGGGAGGGCGAUUGGACGUAUGGAGGGGCCGAGGGAGACAGGGAUGCGGCCGCCUGCAAAGGGGAGAAGGAGACGUCACAGGACGCGAUGGAGGCCGAGCCGUGGUCCGAUCUGGACGACCUGGCCGUGGAGUCAGAGCCAGGAGGUUCUGAUGACGAUGACGAUGACACUCCUCGCGUCCAGAUUUCGCAUCCUCGCACACGUGCGUCCACGGCGGCCGCUGCACCGUCUCCCGCAGCACGCCCUCCUUCGAGUGCUCCCGACGUCUCACAUCCAGGCCCGGCGGACCGUGUCGAGAGCAGUACGCCACACCCUUCGACCGAUCGUCACGGACAGGGAGGGACUCGCGAGCGUGUCGACGAGGGAGAUGACGGCCAUGGCGACGAUAGGGAGGGAUAUGAGGGCAGUAGUGAGGAUGAGGAUGAUCCCUGUUGUUCCCCGACACGCGGACAUGGUGACGACGAUGACGAGGAGGGCGACGACGGUGGACGGGCUGUGGGUGGUUUGUGGAAGUCCGAGAGACAGCGUGGCGACCGAUGCAGUGGUGCAGGCAGGGGAGGCAGCGGGCCGGGUGUUUGGGGUGAAGGGCGCACAGGUGGUGCACGGCGUGCUGGCACAGGAAAAGUAAGGCGAGAGUCUGCAUCGUCCACUCGCACUGUGCAUUGGGUUAAUGAGGAGAGGCCCGCUGAGGCAGCUGUGGUUGCUCCCUCCCCUAUGGAGGUUGCUCCCUCCCCUGCAGAGUUCGCUGCAGCGUCUGGGGAGGUUGCUCCCUGCGCUGCAGAGUUCGCUGCGGCGUCUGCAGAGGGCGCAGCGGCGUCUGCGAAGGGUCCAGGGGGGUUUGCGGUUGGUAGUGGCGAUGCUGGAGAGGUUGGGAGGCCAUCUGCACAGGUGGGUGUCAAUUUCAGUGACAAUAUUUUUGAUGUUUCGUUAGGGCAUCCUCCGACACCGGCAGGGGAGCGUGUCGGUCUCGAUGUGGACGCAGCGGCCACGCCCGUCAGUCAGAUACUUCAUGACAUACCUUCAUGCAACAUAGGCGACAUCAGUAGUAGCAUAUUGCAGGAGGCAGCAGAGGGGGCACCGGGUCGGUCGGGGCAGCACGAGCGUGCAGCUGGGGAUGAUGGGGAGUAUCGACCUGUGCAGGAGCAAGCGAUAGAGUUAGAGCAGGACAGGAUCGACCGCGAGGAGAGGAGGAGGGCGCAGGGGUUGGCUAGCCGCUGCGAGAUGACGCAGAGUGUUGCAUCGAGGGCAAGUGUAGCGCGGAUGCUCGAGAUGGGCAUUGAGGCAGGUGAUGCAGAGGGCGAGUGCGGCGUUGUGGGCAUAGGGGAUGCGGGCGAGAGACCUGUCCCGUCAGUGCCAUCGUCCACCACAGGUGUCAGCACACCCGCAUAUGUGGAGGGCACAGUCACGGAAGAGGUGGUACGGGGCCCCUCACCGACACCUGCCGGGGAGUCUCCUUCUCCUCAGUCACGGAAGAAGAAGAUGAGAGCAGGGAAAAGUCUUAGUACCGUGAGGAGAGUGAUGCCGACAAUGCGGGCGAGUCAGCCUGGGUUAGACGGUUUACAUCCGCGGACACGGGCGAUUUUGAGCGGGGACGUUGUCGCAGACGCAGCAGGAUGGCAGGAGAGGGUCUCUGACCGAGCGACGAAUCAGCCCAUGAGCGCACCUGCGGAGGCGACGUUGCCACAUACUGCAGGGCGUACAGCGGGCACCGGCGACCACACCGAGCACAGUGCGCCCCCCGGGAGGAGCAUGGCUGCACGUAUAUUGCGGGAGGAUGUGAGGGCAGCGACCGUCACAGGCGCCAAUCAUUUGGGAGUUUGGCACAGACGAUUUGGAGAUGCCUUAUGGCCAGCGGAGGAGGGUUUCCGUUGGCAGCAAGAAGGGGGGGAGAUCGAUGGGGGAGCAAUCUCGAUGGACCAGUGGUUGGAAGAUAGGAUUCAGGAGUUGUUAGACAUCUUGUGGGAACUGGAGGAGGGGCCGGAUCCCCGGCUCGAUGUUUACAUCGACUGGAGGCGGGCGGAUGACAGGUUGGCUGCUUGUCGAACCCUCUUCACAUUGGGGCGAGAUCUAUGCAAUCAGUUGGAGUAUCCGUAUGGAUUGCCGGCAAGUGAAGAUGAUUAUGGCGAAAACAUAAAUAACAGCAACAACAUCAACUACUGCAACAUCAAGGAUGGGGAUGAUGUCAACAACAACAAUGAUGGGGGGGGCGAUGUCCAAGGCUGCACCAUGAUGGGAGUGAUACUUCAGGUGGACGCGGAAGAUCAUGGAGACGUCAACAACAACAACAACAACAAAAACGAUGGUGCGCAGGGAUUGGGAUUGGGCGAAAUGGGCGAAGGCAGUGGGAAGGAUGACAGCAACAUUAACAACGAUGGUGUGAACAACAACGACGACAACGACAACAACAACGACGGUGACGAGGGCGGGGGCGAUGUCCACGGCAGCAGCAUGAAGGGUGUGAUGCUGGAGAUGGACAUGGAUGAUAAAGGUGGUGACAACAACAAUAACAACAACAACAACAACAAUAACAUCAUCAACAACAACAACAACAACAAUAACAUCAACAACAACAACAACAACAACAACAACAACGCUGAUGAUGGGGGAGGUGACAUUCACGACUGCCGCAUGAGGGAAGUGAUACAGCAGAUGGAUGCGGGUGAUACAAGGCUCCAGGAACAGGAAGACUCCAUCAAGAAGCUAGAGAAUGCGGAGCUCGAGGCGCGCAGCGAGUGCGAACGGGUGGCUAAAAUCCUAGAUGAGCUGCGUGACGCACACCAUCAACUAAAGCAGCAACAUCGACGACAUGGCGUUCUGAGCCGACUGGUUGAGCGGACUGCAUACCCGCUCCGUCCGAUGAAUGGGAACAAAGGCUCCUUGGCAGCAAUUGAGCUUUUGCAUCGUCUGCAGAGGCAGGUUCCACACACACCACACGUGGAGUCAUUAAUCAAACAAGUCAUACGGCAUUUGGAUCAUCUGGAGCAGGAAAGGCUGACAGCAGUCAUGCGCGAGGAACGACUUAUUGGUUUGUUAUCGCAAGAUUCACAAGGACAGUAAGGAACAAAGUUUCACUUUGUGAGCGAAGUCAAGGUGAAAGCUGGCAGCUGACAGAGUGAAAGUUUUCGGCUAACAAAGUGAAACUUUGUUC